This is a messenger RNA of Cyprinus carpio (common carp), 788 nucleotides long. Its product is annotated as ladderlectin-like. Lineage: Eukaryota; Metazoa; Chordata; Actinopteri; Cypriniformes; Cyprinidae. Bases 1 to 459 code for a protein of 152 amino acids. The transcript has 5 exons. The record is from RefSeq and is a predicted model, not a curated record. Gene Ontology annotation, molecular function: signaling receptor activity.
AUGGUCUCUAAACCUGUGAGUGGAAGUGGAUGGUCUGCAUAUAAUGGUAGAUGCUUCCGCUUUUUCAACUUUCUGCAUUCCUGGAUUGAUGCAGAGAAACAGUGUUUGGGCUAUGAUGGGAACCUGGCCUCUGUACACAGUUAUGAGGAGUACACCUUCAUACAGGACCUGAUUAAAUCUCACACUCAAGCUUCAACUGAGGCCUGGUUAGGAGGCUAUGACGCUGUUAAAGAGGGAACAUGGCUCUGGAGUGAUGGGUCAAAACUGAACCUAGAGAUAUGGGCUCCUGGAGAACCUAACAAUUACAACAGAAAUGAGAACUGUAUUGUGAUGAACUAUCAAUCCUUGAGCAACUGGAAUGACUACUCCUGUGAUGUGGAAAAGCCUUUUGUGUGUGUGAAGAAAUGGAGAAAUUUAACUUUACAUCAUUUGCUUAUUGAUGGAGAUUCUCCGCAGUGAAUGGGUGCCAUCAGAAUGAGAGCUCAAACAGCUGAUCAUGAAGACAUCACAAUAAUCCACACGACUCCAGUCCAUCAUUUAAUGUCUUGUGAAGUGAAAGGCUGCAAGUUUGUAAUCAAUUUUUCAUUCUUUGGUCAACUGCUCCUUUAACUAAUUCUCUCUGAUUACUUUACUAAUAGCAAGUAGAACUCCAUAAAUAUCAAGCAGUGCAUUUAAUUGUUUCUGUGGGGUUCUGUCUCAUUCCACGUAUCAGAUGUGCAUUUUCUGAAUGGAAUUCCUGAAGAUUUUCGGUAAACUUUGGAUCUGCGUAAAUAAAAUUCAGCAUCAGA